Saccostrea echinata is the source of this 873-nucleotide messenger RNA. RefSeq lists its product as uncharacterized. NCBI's taxonomy places the organism in Eukaryota, Metazoa, Mollusca, Bivalvia, Ostreida, Ostreidae. The transcript has a single exon. Bases 1 to 873 code for a protein of 290 amino acids. The record is from RefSeq and is a predicted model, not a curated record.
AUGGAGCUAGAUGAGAUUGAUUUUUUACAAAGUGAUUUAGACGAUAUAACUCUAUCACAAAUAUGUGAAGUUAUUGAAAAUGAGGAGUGUGCAUUAGAAGGAAUAAACGACAUGUGUAUCGGAGAUUUUGAUUUCGGAUUUCUUUUCGGAGAACAAGAAGUUCUUAAAACUGAGCCACCCCCAGAAACCCCCGAACCACAGGGGAGGUUUGCAAGACCUAUAACCGAUAAGGAAAUAAAGCUUCUCACGGAGGAUCAGGAGUGUAAGAAUACCAAAUCAAACACGAGGUGGGCAUUAGGCGUUUGGAGAAAGUGGCGGGAGGAGAGAAAUAAACUUUCGUCGAAUACCGGUGAGUUUAUUCCAGAAUUUUCUGCAAUGGACGCUACUUGUAUGGACUAUUGGUUGCAAAGAUUUGUCGUUGAGGUUCGCAAUCAAAAGGGGAAUGAAUACACGCCCAAAUCGUUAUAUUAUCUUAUGUGUGGUUUGCUGCGACAUUUGCGUGAUAUUGAACUAUUUGGAAUGAACUUUCUUGACCAUAAUGACAAUAGAUUUGCACGGACACGUAAAGUACUCGACGCCCGAAUGAAAAGCCUCGUAGCCCAGGGGAUAGGAACGACUGUGCGACAGGCCGACUGCCAGAACAAGAAGAUAUUCUAUGGGAAAAAGCUGUGCUGGGGCAAAAUUCCGCCAUUUCCUUACAAAACACAGUUUUCUUCUAUGCCUGUAAAGUGUUUGGGCUUCGUGGAUGUGAUGAACAUCGUCAGCUCAUGUGCGAACAGUUCAAACUUGGGUCUGACGCACAGGGGAAAUUCAUUCAGUUUGUGGGCAGACAUAACAAGACGUACCAGGGAGGACUACGUCAAAUGCAACUGA